CAUAUGAAGAACUUGCUUUGCAAAUCAUAAACAGAUCUCAGAAAAUAUUUUUCAAAAACUAUCAUGGGAGAGAGUUCAAGUUAUGUAUAAAUGUUUUGGAUUUUUUUGUAAAAAAAUAAUAAUAUAUGUUUAUCUCAGCAAGAAUUCGUAGGUAACGGUUAGCCGAUACUUGCUAGAAUUCGGAAUUUGUCCACGUUUGCCACCUACUUGCUUGCCUAGAUAAUGUUCACACACAGGAUAUGCCUACAUGAUUACAAAUUUACAAUCCCUUCAUUAGGAGUCAAAGUUUUGAGACAGAACGAGAGGGGCUACAGCAAUGGCAUCCAUGUUGUCUAGUGUUAUCUUUCCUCCACCACCUUCUUUGAUCAUCUCAGUCAUGUCUGUGGUUAGUCUGGUAGCAAUAGCAGGUCUUGGAAUAUCUGAAAUCUUAGGAAAGCAUUUACAGUACUCAAGAUUCUGGAAUUUGAACUCUGAAAAAUCUACAAGAAUGCAGAUCAAACUCUCUAGCAGAACUGGCAUGCUUGUGUUUUAUGUGCCGGCUUUUCUUUCUGGUGUCGCUUCUUUUGUGCUUUAUCCAAAUCACGAUCUCAGGCUGUUCCUGGUCAAAGUAACUCUCACCAUACAUUUCUUCAAGAGAACCAUUGAGGUGCUGUUCGUUCACAAGUAUAGUACUAGCGGGGUGGUUCUUGAUUCUGCAAUUCUUAUAAGCUCUAGUUAUUUCUCAGCUACUUCAAGCAUGAUCCAUGGUCAGUAUUUAACACAAGGGUUUCCUGAGCCACAAGUGGACCUGAAGUAUCCUGGGGUUUUGCUGUUCUUGUUGGGGAUUUUUGGCAACCUCUACCACCACCUUCUUCUCGCCUCUUUGAGAACAAAGAGUGACAAAGAAUACAAGAUUCCCAAAGGUGGUUUGUUUGGCCUAGUGAUAUGCCCCCACUAUCUCUUUGAGGUGUUAGGGUUCAUAGGAAUAUUAUUCAUUUCUCAAACUCUGUAUCCCUUAUGCUUCACAGUGGGCACAAUUGUUUACUUGAUGGGAAGGAGUUACGCUACAAGGAGAUGGUACCUUUCCAAAUUUGAAGAUUUCCCCAAGGAUGUCAAGGCCCUUAUUCCCUAUGUAUUUUGAAUGUCAAAUUCUUCUUCUUCUUCUUGUUUGAUUAAAUAAAAGAUUCAUAUCCUGUUUCUUGCGA
Molecule: messenger RNA, 1184 nt
Organism: Populus trichocarpa (black cottonwood)
Lineage: Eukaryota; Viridiplantae; Streptophyta; Magnoliopsida; Malpighiales; Salicaceae
Exons: 2
Coding region: 317-1120 (267 amino acids)
Biological process (GO): lipid metabolic process
Molecular function (GO): oxidoreductase activity, acting on the CH-CH group of donors
Source: RefSeq, a predicted model, not a curated record